Molecule: messenger RNA, 1763 nt
Organism: Rhinichthys klamathensis goyatoka
Lineage: Eukaryota; Metazoa; Chordata; Actinopteri; Cypriniformes; Leuciscidae
Gene: slc2a1c
Product: solute carrier family 2, facilitated glucose transporter member 1
Exons: 11
Coding region: 244-1698 (484 amino acids)
Biological process (GO): monosaccharide transmembrane transport
Cellular component (GO): membrane
Molecular function (GO): hexose transmembrane transporter activity
Source: RefSeq, a predicted model, not a curated record
GAGAAGGGUGUGGGGGGUUUCAGAGACAGUUUGGGAUAGAUGGAUGCCAUCCUGCAGAACGCCGGUCACCAAUGGUGCUUCAGUGAGGUGUAAUUUCAUGGAUGAAGUCGAGACAUACACAAGAGUUGCCAGGGAACAGUGAGGACAUUUUUGAGCCACUGUCAGCCAUUUCUGAGCAGAGCUGUUGGCAUCCAUAACCGAUCCCGACUGUUACGCACCGGCGGUGAGAUUCAUUCAAGGCCGAUGACUUUUAAGGAGAAUCAGCUGACCGUCCCGCUGCUGACUUCCAUCGUGGCAGCGGUGCUCGGCUCCCUCCAGAUAGGAUACCACACAGGCAACAUCAAUGCCCCUGCCCGAGUCAUUGAGGAGUUUUUCAACUCAACAUGGAGAUCCAGACACAAUCAGUCAAUACCAGAGCACAGUCUCACGUUCCUGUGGUCCCUCUCUGUUAGUAUUAAGGACUUUGGAGCACUGCUUGGUUCACUUGGGGUCAAAGGUCUUGCUGAUACUUUUGGGAGGCGUAAUGCAAUUCUGAUAGUGAAUGCUUUAUCAGUGGUGGGUGCCUCUCUGAUGUUCAUGAGCAAAGCCACAGGGUCAUUUGAAGUGCUUAUCGUGGGUCGGCUGAUCUUUGGUUUGUUCUGUGGCCUGGUGAUGAGUCUGAACCCGCUGUACAUUCAGGGUGUCUCGCCCACGAACCUCCGCGGUGCCUUUGCAACUCUGAACCAGGUCUCCUUCGCCUCAGGCAUUCUGCUGGGCAUGGUGGUGGGCUUGGAAACGGUAUUGGGUACAGAGAAAUACUGGUCCCUGAUGUUGUCUCUGUCCCUUAUUCCUGCAACGCUCCAGUAUGUAAGCCUUCCUUUUUGCCCUAAAAGCCCCCGCUUCCUCUUCAUCAACAGGGGCAAAGAAAAAGAAGCAGAGGCGGCCCUGAGAAAACUUCGGGGAAAUCCAGAGAUGGUGAUGAAAGAAAUGGAGGAGAUGAGAGAGGAAGCCGCACAUAGUGAAACAGGAGUGACUGUGAGAGAAUUCCUCAAGAAGAAGCGCUACAGGCAGCCGAUAAUACUUGUGCUUAUCAUAAACCUGGGCAGCCAGUUAUCUGGAUUCAAUGCGAUCAUAAAUUAUUCUACAAAAAUGUUUGCCCAGUCCAAUUUUGAUGAGGCCAAAUAUCUGACACUAGGGGUUGGGGCCGUCAAUGUGGCAUUCACCAUAGUAGCAUUCUUUUUGGUGGAGAGAGCGGGACGCAGGAAGUUGUUGCUUGCUGGAUUUCUGUCACUAGCGCUCUGCAACCUACUUAUGACCAUCACAUAUUCCAUAAUGAACAUAGUUCCAGGCAUCCGUAAUAUUCAGGUGCUGGUGGUUUUCUUCCUGAUCUCAGCUUAUGAAGUGGGGCCUGGGCCAAUCUCUUGGUUCAUUGCCGCUGAGCUUUUUGACCAGUCGGCUCGUCCCAUUGCCAUGGCCUUCACUAGUAUGCUUAACUGGGGAGGGAAGUUUUUACUAGCACUGCUCUUUCCACCUCUGCUGAAACUGUGUGGGGCGUACGUCUACCUCCUCUUCAUGUGUAUGGCCUUGCUCGCCUUCACCUACACCAUGUUUCGUCUUCCUGAGACCAAGGGACGCACUUUUGAUGACAUUGCGGCUGAGUUCCGUGGGGCCGAAGGCAUUCCACUACAUGACAAGACCACAUUUAACACAUUUACCUGAUCACAAGCUUUUGGGUUAGCGGGACCAGUAAACACUAAUCAACUCAAAUGCAAUGGGUGUGUUUA